CUCCUGGUAGUUGUCAGUUGUCAUUGUCAAAAUUUUUGUCAGUAUUCACCAGUGAUUCACUUUCACUACAAUAUUCACUAAUUAUGUUCAGCAAACUAUAAAUAAUGGAUGAAAAUAGUUUUAAUACUUCGUAUUAAAAUAAUGAGUUAAGGCAUCGCUUUUAAAAUGGUUGAACCUAUCUUUGACUACCAAUUUCGAUUAAUAUUAAUAGGUGACAGUACAGUAGGAAAAAGUUCAUUAUUAAAAUAUUUUACUGAUGGCAAGUUUGCAGAGGUAUCCGAUCCAACAGUUGGAGUAGAUUUUUUCGCGAGAUUAAUAGAAGUAAAGGACGGCACUAGAAUCAAAUUGCAAUUAUGGGAUACAGCUGGACAAGAGAGAUUUAGAUCAAUAACGAAAUCUUAUUACAGAAAUUCGGUAGGCGCUUUAUUAGUUUACGAUAUAUGCAAUAGAACAAGUUUUGAUAACAUACCUUUAUGGAUGUCAGAAGCCAAAAGACAUAUCGAGCCGCAUCGACCUGUCUUCUGCCUUGUGGGUUGUAAAUUAGAUUUAGUAAAUAACGGUGGGAAACGAGAAGUUUCCAAAGAAGAAGCCAAAGCUUUCGCCGAUCAACAUUCGCUAUUUCACGUAGAAACGUCCGCUAAAAAUGGGUUGAAUGUUGAAGAAGCAUUUCGGUGUGUUACUCAAGAAGUUUUUAAUAGAAUACAAUCUGGGGAAUAUAAAGUGGAAGAUGGUUGGGAUGGUAUAAAAACCGGAUUUUCACGACCUAGUGGUUUGAAUUUUAAUUUAGUAGAAGCUGAGCCAGCUAAAUUAUCCUGUUGUUAAUUAUUUGUUUUAGUGCUGUAAAUAUUAAGAAUUAAACUGUCAAUCUUGUAUAAGUAUU
Psylliodes chrysocephalus is the source of this 880-nucleotide messenger RNA. The record is from the annotation of a GenBank genome assembly. Lineage: Eukaryota; Metazoa; Arthropoda; Insecta; Coleoptera; Chrysomelidae.